This is a messenger RNA of Arvicola amphibius (Eurasian water vole), 7421 nucleotides long. RefSeq names its product afadin, adherens junction formation factor (gene Afdn). Gene Ontology annotation, molecular function: cell adhesion molecule binding. The record is from RefSeq and is a predicted model, not a curated record. Gene Ontology annotation, cellular component: adherens junction. Gene Ontology annotation, biological process: signal transduction; regulation of protein localization. Lineage: Eukaryota; Metazoa; Chordata; Mammalia; Rodentia; Cricetidae.
CGCGCGGGCGGCGGAGGCAGCGGAGGCGGCGGCCGCGGCGGCGGCUGUGGUGGGUGAAGCGGCCUGCGGUGUUCGGGCCCGGCCGCCCGUGAAGAAGAGGAGGAGGAGGAGGAGGAGGAGAAGCGGCCGCGACCAUGUCGGCAGGCGGCCGCGACGAGGAGCGGCGGAAGCUGGCCGACAUCAUUCACCAUUGGAACGCCAACCGGCUGGACCUGUUCGAGAUCAGCCAGCCGACCGAGGAUCUGGAGUUUCAUGGGAGUCAUGAGAUUUUAUUUCAAGAUAAAGCUGCUGGAAACUUCGCAACAAAAUGCAUUCGGGUAUCUAGCACGGCAACCACUCAAGAUGUGAUUGAAACACUGGCAGAGAAGUUCCGCCCUGAUAUGCGCAUGCUGUCCUCUCCCAAAUAUUCCCUCUAUGAAGUGCAUGUCAGUGGAGAAGAAAGAAGAUUAGACAUUGAUGAGAAGCCUCUAGUUGUGCAGUUGAACUGGAACAAAGAUGAUCGGGAAGGUAGAUUCGUCCUUAAGAAUGAGAAUGACGCCAUUCCUGCCAAGAAGGCUCAGAGUAAUGGACCUGAGAAGCAGGACAAAGAAGGCGUCAUUCAGAACUUCAAGAGAACUCUUUCAAAGAAAGAAAAGAAGGAAAAAAAGAAGAGAGAAAAAGAGGCACUGAGACAAGCCUCUGAUAAGGAAGAAAGGCCUUCACAAGGGGAUGACAGCGAGAAUUCUCGACUGGCUGCUGAAGUUUACAAAGACAUGCCUGAAACGAGCUUUACUCGGACAAUUUCUAAUCCUGAGGUAGUAAUGAAACGGCGGCGGCAACAAAAGCUUGAGAAAAGAAUGCAAGAGUUUCGGAGCUCAGAUGGGCGGCCUGACUCAGGUGGAACAUUGAGAAUAUAUGCAGAUAGUUUAAAACCAAAUAUUCCAUACAAGACAAUCCUGCUGUCUACUACAGAUUCCGCAGACUUUGCUGUAGCGGAAUCUCUGGAGAAGUAUGGUCUGGAAAAAGAGAAUCCCAAGGACUACUGCAUUGCCCGGGUUAUGCUUCCUCCUGGAGCCCAGCAUUCUGAUGAAAGAGGUGCUAAGGAAGUUAUUCUUGAUGAUGACGAGUGUCCUUUACAAAUCUUCAGGGAAUGGCCAAGUGACAAAGGGAUUUUAGUCUUUCAACUGAAGAGGAGACCACCGGACUAUAUCCCAAAGAAAAUGAAGAAACACGUUGAAGGGAAGCCGCUGAAGGGGAAGGACAGAGUUGAUGGAUCUGGCUAUGGUUCUGCUCUUCCUCCUGAGAAACUGCCCUACUUAGUAGAAUUAAGCCCUGAUGGCUCUGACUCCAGAGACAAGCCAAAGUUAUACCGCCUUCAGUUAAGUGUGACUGAAGUUGGGACAGAGAAGUUUGAUGACAAUUCUAUCCAGUUGUUUGGCCCAGGAAUUCAGCCCCAUCACUGUGAUCUCACUAACAUGGAUGGAGUGGUCACUGUGACUCCCAGAAGUAUGGAUGCAGAGACCUACGUGGAUGGCCAGCGCAUCUCAGAGACUACCAUGCUGCAGAGUGGCGUGAAAGUGCAGUUUGGCACCUCACACGUGUUUAAGUUUGUGGACCCCAUCCAGGACCACGCUCUUUCAAAGAGAUCUGUGGAUGGAGGCCUGAUGGUCAAGGGCCCAAGACAUAAACCUGGAGCUGUUCAGGAGACAACCUUUGAUUUGGGAGGAGAUAUUCACAGUGGGACAGCAUUGCCAGCAAGCAGGAGCACGACUAGACUGGACAGUGACAGGAUGUCCUCUGCCUCCAGCACCGCUGAGCGGGGGAUGGUGAAACCCAUGAUCCGACUGGACCAGGAGCAAGAUUAUCGCCGGAGAGAAAGCAGAACCCAGGAUGCGGCUGGGCCUGAGCUGAUCCUGCCUGCCAGCAUUGAAUUCAGGGAAAGCUCGGAAGAUUCUUUUUUGUCCGCCAUUAUAAACUAUACCAAUAGCUCUACAGUUCACUUUAAGUUGUCACCGACAUAUGUGCUGUACAUGGCAUGCCGGUAUGUAUUGUCCAGCCAGCACAGGCCCGACAUCAGCCCUGCAGAGCGCACGCAUAAGGCCAUUGCUGCUGUCAACAAGAUGGUGAGCAUGAUGGAAGGGGUCAUCCAGGAAGUAGACCAGGUUGAUCAGAAACAGAAGAACAUUGCCGGGGCACUUGCUUUCUGGAUGGCAAAUGCAUCUGAACUUCUCAACUUCAUCAAGCAGGACCGAGACCUUAGUCGGAUCACACUAGAUGCCCAGGAUGUUUUGGCACACUUGGUUCAGAUGGCAUUUAAGUACUUGGUUCACUGUCUUCAGUCAGAGCUUAAUAACUACAUGCCAGCCUUUCUGGAUGAUCCCGAGGAGAACAGUCUGCAAAGACCAAAAAUAGAUGACGUGCUGCAUACACUCACCGGAGCCAUGUCCUUGCUGAGGCGCUGCAGGGUCAAUGCUGCCUUGACCAUCCAGCUGUUCUCCCAGCUCUUCCAUUUUAUCAACAUGUGGCUGUUCAACAGAUUGGUGACUGACCCAGAUUCAGGCCUGUGUUCUCACUACUGGGGAGCAAUUAUUCGCCAGCAGCUAGGGCAUAUUGAAGCCUGGGCAGAGAAGCAGGGACUAGAGCUGGCAGCUGAUUGUCACUUGAGCAGGAUUGUGCAGGCUACUACUUUGCUUACCAUGGAUAAAUAUGUGCCUGAUGACAUUCCAAAUAUAAACAGCACAUGCUUUAAGUUAAAUUCUCUGCAACUUCAAGCCUUAUUACAAAAUUACCACUGUGCACCUGAUGAGCCUGUUAUCCCUACGGAUCUCAUAGAAAGUGUUGUGGCUGUUGCUGAGAACACAGCUGAUGAGCUUGCCCGCAGUGAUGGCAGAGAUGUUCAGUUGGAGGAGGACCCUGACCUACAGCUACCUUUUCUUUUGCCAGAAGAUGGAUAUUCCUGUGAUGUCGUCAGAAACAUUCCAAAUGGUUUACAAGAAUUUUUAGACCCUUUGUGCCAGAGAGGAUUUUGCAGGUUGAUUCCUCAUACACGUUCACCAGGUACUUGGACGAUAUAUUUUGAAGGUGCAGAUUAUGAAAGUCACCUUAUGCGUGAGAACACAGAACUGGCCCAGCCUCUGAGGAAGGAACCUGAAAUAAUCACUGUGACCCUAAAAAAACAGAAUGGAAUGGGCCUCAGCAUUGUAGCAGCAAAGGGUGCUGGCCAGGAUAAGCUGGGAAUCUACGUGAAGUCUGUCGUGAAAGGAGGCGCUGCAGAUGUGGAUGGACGUCUAGCUGCUGGUGACCAGCUCCUCAGUGUGGAUGGACGAAGUCUGGUUGGACUUUCCCAGGAAAGGGCAGCAGAACUCAUGACAAGAACCAGUUCCGUGGUCACACUUGAAGUUGCAAAGCAAGGCGCCAUCUAUCACGGCCUGGCCACCCUCCUUAACCAGCCAUCCCCCAUGAUGCAGAGAAUUUCAGAUCGUCGUGGCUCAGGUAAACCCAGACCAAAGAGUGAAGGUUUUGAGCUCUAUAAUAAUUCAGCUCAAAAUGGCUCCCCAGAGAGUCCUCAGCUGCCUUGGACAGAGUACAGUGAGCCAAAGACACUUCCUGCUGACGACAGACUGAUGAAACACAGAGCUGACCACCGUUCCAGCCCCAAUGUGGCAAAUCAGCCUCCCAGCCCUGGAGGGAAGAGUCCAUAUGCUUCUGGAACAGCAGCUAAGAUAACAUCUGUCUCCACUGGAAACCUCUGCACUGAGGAGCAGACUCCUCCACCUAGACCCGAAGCCUAUCCCAUCCCUACUCAGACGUACACCAGAGAGUAUUUUACCUUUCCAGCUUCAAAAUCCCAGGAUCGGAUGGCCCCUCCUCAGAACCAGUGGCCAAAUUAUGAGGAAAAGCCACAUAUGCACACAGAAAGUAAUCAUUCCAGUAUUGCAAUCCAGCGUGUUACCCGUUCCCAGGAAGAGCUUCGAGAAGAGAAGGUUUACCAACUUGAGCGGCAUCGAGUAGAGGCUGGCAUGGAUCGCAAGUGUGACAGUGAUAUGUGGAUCAAUCAGAGCUCCUCAGUGGAUUCCAGCACAUCCAGCCAAGAGCACCUGAACCAUUCCUCCAAGUCAGUCACCCCUGCUUCCACUCUGACCAAAAGUGGUCCUGGACGUUGGAAAACCCCAGCAGCAGUACUACCCACCCCUGUCGCUGUCUCCCAGCCCAUUCGAACAGACCUGCCUCCACCACCCCCUCCACCUCCUGUCCAUUACACCAGUGAUUUUGAUAGCAUUCCAGUGGAUUUGCCCCUCCCACCUCCUCCUGCCAACCAGGUAGGACCCCAGUCUGCUCAGGUGGCUGCUGCAGAGCGGAAAAAGAGAGAAGAGCAUCAGCGGUGGUAUGAGAAAGAGAAGGCCCGCCUCGAGGAGGAACGGGAGAGAAAGCGCAGGGAGCAGGAGCGGAAGUUGGGGCAGAUGCGCACACAGUCCCUGAAUCCUGCUUCCUUCUCUCCUUUGGCCACAUUGACCAAGCCAGAAAAGCCUUCCACAUUGCAGAGGCCCCAAGAAACAGUCAUUCGGGAGCUGCAGCCCCAGCAGCAGCCCCGCACGAUUGAGCGCAGGGACCUGCAGUACAUCACCAUCAGUAAAGAAGAACUGUCUUCUGGUGAUAGUCUGUCUCCAGACCCCUGGAAACGAGAUGCCAGGGAGAAGCUGGAGAAGCAACAGCAAAUGCACAUUGUGGACAUGCUGAGCAAAGAGAUCCAUGAGCUGCAGAACAAGGUAGACCGCACUGCAGAGGAGAGUGACCGCCUGCGGAAGCUCAUGCUGGAGUGGCAGUUCCAGAAGAGACUACAGGAGUCCAAGCAGAAGGAUGAGGAUGAUGAGGAAGAAGAAGAUGAUGAUGUGGACACCAUGCUGAUCAUGCAGCGUCUGGAAGCUGAGCGCAGAGCCAGGUUGCAGGAUGAGGAGCGCAGGCGUCAGCAGCAGUUGGAAGAAAUGCGCAAACGAGAAGCGGAAGAUCGCGUGAGACAAGAGGAAGACCGCCGCCAUCAGGAGGAGGAGCGAGUAAAGAGAGACGCUGAAGAAAAGAGGCGACAGGAAGAAGGGUAUUACAGCCGCCUAGAAGCUGAGAGGCGCAGACAGCACGACGAGGCAGCACGCAGGUUGCUGGAGCCCGAAGACCCUGGGCUGAGCCGACCUCCACUUCCACGGGACUAUGAGCCCCCAUCCCUGUCCCCAGCACCCAGCGCCCCUCCUCCCCCACCUCAGCGAAACGCCUCCUACCUCAAAACACAGGUCCUCUCCCCAGAUUCGCUGUUCACUGCCAAGUUUGUUGCCUAUGAUGAUGAUGAGGAGGAGGAGGACUGCGGCCCAGCAGGACCGCACUCUUCUUACACGGGAUCUGCAGGAACAACCUUGGGAGCCCAUGAUGCUUCCCGGGACCCAAGAGAGAAGCACACGAGAAGCCAAGAAGCAGACUCACCUGGCAGUUCUGGAGCCCCUGAAAACCUGACAUUUAAAGAGCGCCAGCGCCUCUUUUCACAAGGGCAAGAUGUGUCUGACAAAGUAAAAGCUUCUCGUAAAUUAACAGAACUUGAGAAUGAGCUGAACACCAAGUGAGAAGAGAAAGAGAGCACCUUGUGCUCACACAAGAUCUGCCCUUGGCAGUGGUUUUGUGGGGUUGAGCCUGAGGAGGAGGAGGGAACGGUUCUAUUUCUAAGUGAUUUCUAAUUUCUGUUUCUAAAAUGGUUUCAAGUUAGAGAUGUUCCAAUUUAAAAUCUUGUUUUACUUUUCCAAGAAAAUCUUGCCUAGUUCUUUCUGAUUGACUCACAUGAAGUUAUCUUUCUUUGUUAGCUUCUUUGGGAGUCUUGGACUCAGAGGGCAGAAUGAAGGGCAGUAAAGACCACAGGGUAUUUCCUCUACCCUCUUCUUUCCCAUCAUCAUUCCAAGGACCAUAGGCCGAGAAAUUAUCUUCUUUCUCAAAACUCCACUUGGCUACACAGACCGUUACUGUGUUCUGGUGGAACCUGUGUUCAGGAAACAGGACUCUCAGCGUAGAGCUGCCUCCUCCCAAGCCCCAGGGCAGGUGUCUCCACUGCAUCUGCUAUAGUGUGCAUUAGGUGGCUAGAUGGAGUUUCUUAUCUGUAAGGUGCACAACACAUCAUUCUUGACUAAUGCGAACCCCCUGGUCAAUUCUAAAUGUUGAGAUUGAGUAUCUAAUUAAUAAUUCAAUUUUGAAAAAUCUCAAAUUUUUAAAGAUUUAAUCUUAGGGAAUUUUAUUUUUAUAAUUACCAAAUCAUCAUUAGACUGAUCAUUGGUGAAAAUUAAAGAUGGUGGUUAUGUUAGGAAGUUAACCUAGUAUUUCAGAUAUUCCAAAGGGUCUAGAGCUCUCUAGCUAAACGGCAUUUGUGUAGGUAGGAGCGGAGACAUCUGAGAAGAGAGGGAGCUCACAGGUGGCAAUCAAACGUAACUAUCAGAAAUUUUAAAUUUCGUAAAGAAAAAUUUGUAUAGGUAUGCUGUCAGAAAAGGGAGGAAGCAGUUACUGUGCCAUCUAAACUAAAUACUGUAAGAACAACGUGGUGGUGGCUCAAAUCUACAUUUCGUUCACAGCUUAAUAGAGUUGUUUAAAUUUAAUUUGUGAAUUUGUGUUUUCAUUCUUCCAGCUGAGGAGAAAAACAUGAGUUUAUUUUUGCAAGCUUUAUGAUUUCAAGCACACUUCCUAUUUAACAAAGCCCUAAUGUGGGUCCAGAUUAUCUUUUUGGACCUUACUAUUCUCUUACAUAUCUGUACAUUAAGAAAAUAGGCACACUUUCAAAUAGAGCAGAGGCAUUUGCAACCCUAAAAACCACUUUUAAUAAGAACUGUAUGAUAAAUUGUUGAAAUAAAAAUGUAAAUAUUUUUUAUGUCUAUCAAGCUUUCCUAUUUGAAAGUGUGCCUUUGCUGUUUCCUCUGUAAGAGAAUUGAAUGGUCCUGAGAGUUAAUGAAGGAUGUGCACACUUGCCCUGCCUAGGAAGUGCAAUCUCCUUGUGUCUGGAGCACUGGCAGCCUUUGGGUGGCAUAUCCAUACCUCCCAGAGAAGAGCAGAUACCUGCUGUUGCUGGUACAUGGGAAGACAGAUGCACACAAGAGCCUGCAAACAUCUGAAAACUCUGCAUGUGUGUUUGUGGAACCCAUAGUGAAAUAGACUUGGCCAUCCCUGGACAGUAAGAUCUAAUGUGAAUAUGUGUUGUAAGAGCACGUUACAUAGCGUGUGUUACUGUGGGGAAGCACCCAAACUGCUGUUGUUUUCUAUUUCUACUGUAUUUCAGUUGCAGCCUAUUUUUAAUAAACUUCGUAUCUAUUUAAGUGUAUUUGCUAUUUGUUUUCCAAGUGCUGACAAAGUUUAUAUUUGUAAUGCCAGCCUUCCUCUCUCCAGUUUCCAUCUGUCACUACUUCAUUAAACAGUGCUGAGUGUCA